Molecule: messenger RNA, 1415 nt
Organism: Ostrinia furnacalis (Asian corn borer)
Lineage: Eukaryota; Metazoa; Arthropoda; Insecta; Lepidoptera; Crambidae
Product: lysozyme-like
Exons: 3
Coding region: 284-697 (137 amino acids)
Molecular function (GO): lysozyme activity
Source: RefSeq, a predicted model, not a curated record
UUUUAUUUAGAAAUAUUAAAAACAGUUAUCUUAAAUGUAAUGUCAAAAUGCAUUCGUCUCAUCAAAAUUCAGUCGUUUAAUCCCGAUACCCAAGCAACCGUUAGAAGGAUUCCCCACGCAUGCUAAUAAUGCAUUUGCGAUUUCACAUACACACAGAUAACCCCACAGUCUCAGGAAAAACGUGGCGUAUAUAAAAACCACUCCCGGGCAUCGGAGCGCAUCAGUAUUUAAAACUCCUUGGACAUAAGUAGCCAGUAGCAGUCAGACAGUAACAAUAAAAAAAAUGGCAGGAUUAGCAGUCGUAUUGUUCGUCGUGGCAGUUUUGUGGUCUUGCGACGCCAAGAUACUCAAGCGGUGCGACAUUGUGCGUGAGCUGACGAGACAAGGGUUCCCGGAGUCCCAGAUGAGAGAUUGGGUAUGCCUGAUAGAGAAUGAGAGUGGCGGCGACACAGGAAAGAUUACGACAAAAAAGAACGGGUUCAAGGACUACGGACUGUUCCAGAUCGACAGCAACUGGUGGUGCGCUCGUUCGAGCCCUGCCGCCCUUUGCCACAUCCCUUGCGCUGAGGUUAUCACCGACGACAUCACGAAGGCUUCGGACUGCGCCAAGCUGAUCUACAGACGCUUCGGUUUCUCGGCUUGGAGUGGCUGGAACCACCACUGCCAAGAAUCCCUGCCGGACAUCAGCAACUGCUAAGCAUUCUAAAUAUAUUUGGCAUCUUAUGUUAAUUGUAAUAAGUGCUAUUGUGUAACAAAAAGUGUGAUGUGGUGAAGACGAGACUGUAGACUGUACCAACUUAUUUUAGAACUNUUAGAACUAAAAUUGGUGAUUACCCAAAGCUAAGAAGCUGCUCUAUGAUCAAAAGAUUGUAACAGAAAUAAUUAUCAUCUCUUAAUAAGUAACGGAAGUACUUAGGUAGGUACUAUAAAAAUUAAAAACUAAAGAUCAGAUGUGAUGCGAAAAGGAGUGCGAAGAUUGUGGAAUGAUUUUGGAGUAGCCCCAAUAAAGCCUUCUCCAAUGAUUUAAUCAGUGUUUCUCUGGACUAUCGUGUCCGUGAGUAGUGUACCUAAGUACAUACCUAACAUUUUAAUCAUUUUAUUUUGAAAUUAACAGCAAGAUAACAAGUAGGUAUACUCGNGUAGAGUUAUCUUACAAUGUCAGAGUUCAUUCGUCUCAUCGCAAUGCGAGUUAAAUCCGGACACCCAGCAACCGCUUGCUUGGGGGAUUCCCGUAUCAUAUCGCACAUAAUAAUGCAUGUGCCGAUUUCAUAAUACACAGAGAUAAGUAUUAAGCCCGCAGUCUCAGGGAAAACGUGGCGUAUAUAAACCACUCCUGGGCAUCAGAGCGCAUCAGUUUUCAAAACUCCUUGGACAUAGUCAAUAGUAACUAUAUCAAUAUAAAAUAUAAAAAUGGC